Molecule: messenger RNA, 1770 nt
Organism: Exophiala mesophila
Lineage: Eukaryota; Fungi; Ascomycota; Eurotiomycetes; Chaetothyriales; Herpotrichiellaceae
Exons: 2
Coding region: 1-1770 (589 amino acids)
Source: RefSeq, a predicted model, not a curated record
AUGGCAUCCUCAACAACCGCCGCCACCAGAAGAGCUGCCCGUCGGUCCCAUCGAAGGUCUGCUCAAGGUCGACGCCGCACACAAUCUAUUGCUCCCCCAAAGACCUGCGAGCGACUCAACAGAAAGAAACACCUUCGUGAUCCGGACUUUCAAGACCCCGACAACUGUUUCUUUCCCUAUCCAGACCGUGGCUGCCACAAUGACCCCAACGUACAUGUGCUUCAUCAAGCCCUUCAAAACGAUAACCCUUUCGAUGCUCUUGCAUCUGACAGCGCUGAUACUUUCAGCGAUCCCACUGGGCCCUCCUACGAAUUCAACUUCUCCCAGACUGGGUCUGCGACUCCUUCUUCGCGUUACUUGAACCCGCCAAAGCCAUCUAUGUUAGACAAGUUGUCUUGUCAAAAGCCUCCCGUAAGCGAUCAAGAGAAUCCUCUGUUCCGACAAAGUAGAAUACAUCCGUCGCUCUCAGCAUUUUCUGCUCCUUUAGUGACGGAGGCAUCUUCCAGUACCAUGCCAGUUUUCUCUCCCCAGUCCGAAGAUUACUCAAGUCUCACGCAACCAAUGGCUAUGGAAGAAAGUCACGUAGCCAGUCCCUUGUUAUACCACAAGAACCCUUUAGACGUGGUAUUCCCGGAUCUUACAAAGCCACGUCACGACCUGGUCUUUCCCGAAUUUGAAUGGGCCAGCUGCGACCACGACACAACAGACUUGAAGGCGAACAAGGAUCUGAUCAUGCCCCAAGGUGCGGUGUCUUCCGCAUCUCCCUCGCUCUCACGCAGGGCACUCCCAAGUCCUGUCACUCCACAACCUUUCCCAAGCGAGGCUGCAGACAGCGGUACUGCAGGAUCUCAGACAGACAGUGAUUACAGCGAUGGGAAUGUGUCUAUCACUACAUGCCUUGCUCCCAUGGAAGCUGCCACAAACCCACGCCGAUCGUCUUCGAUUUCCACCAUCGUCGUCCGCGCAGAUACUAAGGCUUGGAACUACAACAUCAUAUUGCCAACGUGGCCCCCGGCGGCUGUCUACUACGGAACCACAGGUAUAUCUUAUGUGGGCGACAACAUCAUUAUACCUUGGAACAGUGUCCUCAAAAACACCUCUCUUGGGUCAGAAAAAUCUCACACUGUCUCGCUCCAGAGAUCCACCUCGCUGCCAUUAAUUGAUUACUUCUCAGCUAUAUCCCCACAUGAAGCACCCCUCGACCGGAAUGCACCGCUGUCACAGUCAAAUCAUGCAAAGUCUCCAACAAAGCAUCAUGUCAAUGGUCAGCUCGAAAGUGGGGCUGUUGGCUGUGUGUCCGGUCAUAGCAUGAUCUCAGACGAGCCUGACAAACACGUCCAUGCAUGCGGGGAUCACCAGCCCUACGGGGGCCACGGAAAGCCUCCUUGCCCUGAUCCCUCCAAUGGGUGUGACAAUCAGGAAGACAUGAAUACGCCCGCAGAGAGGCCGCAUAUAGCCAAAGUCCGAUCACAUCAAAGAGAGCUGUCUGAGAGAAACAUCAUCUUGCAUGAUGUACCGGCCUCCAAAUCGGCGGAUCCAAGAUGCGACAAGACAAAGUCAGAGACUGAUUUGUCGUCUUUGCGUCGGCAGUGCGAAGUCAAGGCUAAUGUGGUAGCAAUGGACAAAGACGAAGGUUUUUUGAUAGCGAGUGAUUUAUCAGACGAUGACGAGAUCGUGACGCCAAGCGAGAUUGACGGCGAUGAGGUGAAUUGGGAUCACUGGGACUGGGAGGAUGACAUGGAAGGAUUUGAACUGGCCAGCGUUCAAUAA